AUGAUUGUGCAGGCAGGUCAAGCCGACUUCUCUUAUCAAGGGCGCAACUGGGAAGGCUUCCGCUUACAAUCUGCGAGAGGCAAUUCCUUCUUUGGACGCAAGCUGAUCUGGGCUGCGGGAGCUCGCGAUUGUUUCCCAGAGGAUGUGCCUGGAUUCGCUGCUUGCUGGCCGUCUCACAUCCAUGACUGUCUCUUCUGUGAUGGCCUGGAGCAGAUCCGAGAGCAGCCAACAGCGGCCGUGGCUGUGCUGGCAUAUCCAUGGAAGCCCAUCUACGGCUACUUGGCCAUGCAGGCGGCUUCGCUCCAGCCUGCUCGAGUCGUGAUUUUGACCAACGGCGAUGUACCUGAGCAAGAGCAGGAGGCUGUUGACAAGGCGCUGCGACUGGCCCGCGGCUUUGUGACGGUCGAUUUCACUGAUGGAUCUCACCACGAGUUUGUGUUUCUCAUGAACAAGCCCAAAACCAACAUCACGUCUCGAGAGCUCGUCGAGCAGCUGGGACUCGAGCUGGAGGAUAUGCCGCAUCUCGGAACACUAUCAAGCGUCGUGAGCCCUGCGGCGAGACAAACAUCCCCGGUGUCUACGUGA
Trichoderma gamsii is the source of this 585-nucleotide messenger RNA. RefSeq lists its product as hypothetical. Lineage: Eukaryota; Fungi; Ascomycota; Sordariomycetes; Hypocreales; Hypocreaceae. The coding region runs from base 1 to 585 and encodes 194 amino acids. The record is from RefSeq and is a predicted model, not a curated record. The transcript is spliced from 2 exons.